Messenger RNA from Ahaetulla prasina, 11855 nucleotides. It is a transcript of the gene HOXB3, whose product is annotated as homeobox B3. Gene Ontology annotation, molecular function: DNA-binding transcription factor activity, RNA polymerase II-specific; RNA polymerase II cis-regulatory region sequence-specific DNA binding. Gene Ontology annotation, biological process: regulation of transcription by RNA polymerase II. Lineage: Eukaryota; Metazoa; Chordata; Lepidosauria; Squamata; Colubridae. The record is from RefSeq and is a predicted model, not a curated record. The transcript is spliced from 3 exons. Gene Ontology annotation, cellular component: nucleus. Bases 7095 to 8336 code for a protein of 413 amino acids.
GAGUUGAGAUGAAUCUUUUCCCUGAAAUUUCAGAAGUAGGGACCACCUCUAAAAGCUGAGAUGUUUCAUUCCAACAGGACAAAGUAGCAUCCAGAGUGGAGUGAUGAGGGGGAAUCUGGGGGAAAACGGGGCACUAUUCUGGGUUAAAGGAAUAGAGCCCCAUUUCUAUACUGGAUCUCCCCUUUUUCCUGACUUUGUUGACAACCCAGCAUGCCGCACUGCAAAAUGAGAUGUCCCCUCUGGCAUUUACCUCUUCCUCCCUCUUUUCUUUCCCCAAAGACUGUUGCGUCCUAUUUCAGAGCAGCUAAUGUAAGUGGAAGCCAAAGUAUUUUACUUGUGUAUUUAAACUUUUAUCUAUAUAUUGAUAUCUGCACAGUCCAUACAUACUGUGCACGUAAGUGAGAAAUCUCAUUUUUUAAAAUAAAUUAUUGUUUAAUACUUUAAAUCUUUUCUCUUCCUCCUCCCCCAUACUUUGAAAUGUCUACCAGCCCAAUAGUAAGACUGAAUAGCCUGGUAUUUUGGUAGGCCAGAGCCUAGAUGAGAACCAUAAAGAAAAUUCUUCUUGGGAAUUUAACUUUGAUUCAUAACAAUUUAAGUAAAGAAUUCCAAGGAUUGGAGGAAGGAAGUGCCAUCAAUAGAAAAGUUACGAUUCUGCAUAGUAUUAGACUUGUCAUAUGAAAUUGAUAAUAUUUUAUACCUUAAAGUCUAGUGCACAUUAAGAAAGGGCAGCUCUACACUUUAUUUUGCAUUUUAUCAAAUGUAUUAUAGCUGUGCUUGAGAAGAGCAGUGCAUCAAAACCUUUAGAAAUAAGUCCCCUUGAAAGUUGGAUGAAGUUAGAAAUCCAAAGAUACAAUCUUUGGCAGUGAGAUUAUUUUUUCCCCUCUGAGCUCUGCUUUGAAAAUGUUGCCAAGGCCUCUAACUGGUAUUCAAAUCUUUCCAGGGGAUGGGCUGAGAUAUGAAGGAGAUUGGAAUUCUGGGGCUUUCUCUCUCUCCCUCCCCUCUCCCUUUUAGCUGUUGUUUUGUUUAUAUCUAAUAUUUUGGAAGUAAUUCAGAAUUACUUCUGUUGAUUUGACCAUUAAUCCAGUGAGUUAUUAAGCUUCUAAAACAAAAGGUCAAGGGUAAGAAAGAGUUACAAUCCAUCAAGGAAAACAAUUGGUUGAGAUUGGCUUCUAGGUAGAAUUUGUGUCUAUCUUAGUUCAAAGAAGUUAAAAAGGGUCAGGUUUCAUGGAUAACAUACCUAUCUGAUAUAGAUAUCUUUCAAUCACAGACAUCUAUUCAUAAAUCCUUUUAAAUUUGGAGCCAUUCUAAUAUUAUCCUUAGACAUGUUCUUCAAGCAAGAUCUAAAAUAUUUUUGUUCAUAGAUGUGUUUCAUAAUUACUUUUUAUUACUGAAGAUUAGAAGCAUAGCCAUAUAUAAUAUUUCCAUAUAGUGUUGAUGGAUAAAUGGGAUUGAGAUUUAGCAAAAUUUAGGAUGGGUUCCUGUAACUUAAAGUCUGAUUGAGUUUCAUGUUUUGUUUCCAACUAGGAGUAAUGCUAAGAUUAGUUAUAAAUAUAAGCCCUGUAUUUAUAAUUAACUAAGACACAAUCUACAUCCAACAAAUGAAACAAACUAUAUAACUUCCAUAGAUGUUGUUUUCAUAUCCACAGAAGAAAGCUAGGAUAUAAAACAACAAAUAGAUAACGUUACAGCAAUUGCCACAGUAAUUGCACUAAUAAAUAAAACAAUAAACUGACCCACUCACAUACCACUGGGAAUAAAUUAUGUUGAGGAAAAGAAGACCAGGACCACUCCUAAAUAAGAGACAAAGAAUUUGUAGCAUUGUAGAUAUUGGAGAAUUAUAAUUUCCAGCAGGCCUUAUCACUGGCUGGCUAUGUCUGGAGGGAAUUGCAGACAUAUUCCUCAUCCCUGCACAGAUGUGAAGGAACCGCUGCAAUAUUAAAUGAGGGAGCACCAGUUCUUUUUACUGCAUUUCCUAAUCAGUUACUUAUAGUUUACUAAGAUGGAUUCUGAAUAGCAACUCUUCUGUACUGAAUGAGAUAGCAAUACAAGAGCUACAAGGCUCUUGUAUAUCAGCCAUAAGGUUACUUUUUGCCACUGUCUAGAUAUUAAUGCUAUAGAUUAUUACCUUAAGACAGUUCCAUUUCAAAUAUAUUCUACUGAAACUCCAAAAAUCUCCAGCCUCUCCCUGCCCACUGCCCAGAUGGUUGGUUUACAACAGUCCUGACCAUUAACAAUGCUCAGUCACAGAGACUGGGACAAUGGGUGCUGUAUAUAUUAAAAGGGCAUAGGUAAGAAAUCAGUAUAACUCCUUCUCUGUGCUGCCUUAUCCUCACCUGUCAAAAUCCAGCAGCUGUGAUUUAAAGAUUAAAAAAAAAAGAAUAAUUCCCCAAUUUACUUUGUAAAAGGCCCAGUCUACAGCCACUGAACCAUUCUGAAACUGUAUGGUUGAGGUGAAACCCUACAUUUCAGGUUUAGUCAUAAAACAGAAGCAAUAAUUGCCUGGGUGAUUCUGCAGUUGCACAUGAGGAUCUCUCAAAGGUGCUAGAAUUGAAUAAGCUUUUGGAAUGAGAAGUGGAGCGUUUUCAAAAGGGAAAAAAAUGUAAGAAAGUCCUUAGGGUAUUACCUUUUGGAAAAAGCAUCUUUGGAACAACUAUGACCUGGGUGACUGAGAAUUUCUAUAGAUAAAUGUGUGGAUUAACUUUCUUACACACACACUCAGCCAUAUUCAAGAUAUCCAGGAAUGGAUAGAUGUAUUCCACAUUUCUAGUGGGCAUCAAAUUGUCAAAGGCUGAAGAAAUGAAUAGCAAUAAAGUAGUUUUCAAAUCUUCAGCUUUCUUGAGUUGCUUUAGCAAACGAUGAACUCUAUUAGCACAGAACUGGUACUAGCAUUGCAAUAAUAAUACAGCUGUAACCUGUUGGAUUUUUAAGAGUCUAGAAGCACUUAAAAAAAUAGCCAAUAAUUUUAUUUAUAGAACGAAAGAUUUCAGCUGGAAGCCAGAAAUGGAGAACCCACGAGGAUCUGGUAUCCGUGGACUGGUGCCAACUCGGUGGCAGUUCAAACGGGCCGGCGCUUUUAGUAACAACAAGGAGCGCCCGGAAUGAGGCUCAGAUUGUUGCCAGAGGCCGCAGAACCGAGAAGGAGGUGCCGAGGCCUCCCGGCCAUGAUUUAUAUUCUUGAGGUUGUGUGACAUACGGGGAUGCCGAGCCGGGGACUGUGGGUGGGUGGUUAGCGGACGUUUUUAUUACAGAUUAAUAAUAUUAGCAUUCAGAACGGGAAACGAGGUUACUGGAGCCAAGGAAUGUUUCCCCAAACGAAAAUAUUUUAAAACGAUCUCUUCUUUCAUAAACGAAACCUUCUCCCCGUUUCAAAGAUAGGUCUCUCGUUGCUCACCUCCCACUAAUUCUGGGUCCAUUACUUGGCGACGUCCUUUUCUCUUACCGUCACACGUGAAGGUCAACUGCCAAAUAAAUGUCCUUUUACACCUGAACGUACCGCGGUGAAAUUAUAGCUCUGUUCUCAGGCAGAUUUUAAAUUGAGAACGAGCGGCCCGGCCAAUAUUUUAUCUGAAGAGUUCGGUCCCUGUCACGAAGGAUCAAGAGCACAGGAUUGUGUCCGCCCAUUUUAUGCUUAGAAAAAUCUAUCAGACUUCAAAUUCGGGGAUUAGGAUUGACCUAAUUCCUCUUUUUGUUCUGCACGAAGACUUUGUCUCACCUUCGCCUGCCGAAAAGCAACAACAAAUGUUAAGAAACGCAAGUCUGCCUUGCGAUUUUUUGUACUGUAAACGGGAAGAAACCGCACUUUGGUGUCCGGGAAAGCAUACAUUAAGACUUUUUUUUCCCUCAACGAAAAUAAGUGGUCUAGGUAUCUGUCGUGCCAUUUAAAAAUUGAGAAUUGGGCAAUUCAAUGUGCAUAAAAAGUGUUAGGACAAAAAAGUCUAAAAAAUCGCUUUUGGGUGAUUGAGGAUGAGUUAAUCCAGAGACCCGCUGCUUAAUUCAAAUUAGUGGCUUUCAGGACUAAAUAUCACGACGUGAACUGGCGGUUUCAAGUACUGUACAGUAUUGCGUUAAUGAUGGUAAUAACAGCAACAAUGAACUGCAAAUAAUGCGGCUGAGAACAGAGGGGACUUAGUUUUUAUUUGGAGCAUUUUUUCCCUACUCCCAUCGCAAACACGAUUUAUUUUAAAGUAAAGGUUCUAUACGUCCCCCACUUCCAACGUUUGCCCCUUGCCUCUUUCUUUCUUUAAACAGACCCCUCCUUUUUCAAUUUGUUCUUUUCCAUUAUAUCUUCUGGAUCACUCGCCUGAGUUUUUAAUAGUACAUUUGUGACCUACUUGGCACACCCCAAGCUACUUCACUAGCACCACCACAAAGUGUGUAACCUUUAAUUUUGCAGAGGAGGGUUGAUUCAUUGCCAUAGCUUGCUUUGAGUUUAUUCCUUCCAAAGCAACCCUAUAUAUACUACUACUCAGAAAAUGCCAAGGAGUUUUUUAGGAUUUGUCUCCAGGUAAGAUUUUGUAGGAUUGCUAAGUAACUGUACAGUUAUUCUAUGCAUAUUUAUUCACCACCAUGAUCUGUUGCAUUCAGUAUGGUUUAGUCCAAGAAAAGUGUACUUAAAUCUGAAAGAAAGAAAAAAUCUGAAAUAAAAAUUGACCUGGUAAACCAAACUACAGAUAAUAAACAGAGGAAGAAAUACAAAUUCCAAAUGUUAAAUCUUGCUCUCUGUUUUUGAAACCAUCCUCCAAUCUUGUCAGUUAGGUUAAGAGACUAAACUAAACUAUAUAAAAGUGCAGAUUUAUCCUGGUAAAAGUUAGUUUACCUACAGUAGUGGUCUAAAAGUAAUUCUGCAGAUGAAAAAAGAUGUUUGGUAUCCAAUCUUGCAAUGGUAGUCCAAAUAAAAAAAAAAAGCCUAAUAUUGGAAAAAACAUCCUUCUUAGUUCCUUAUGAAAGCUUGACCAGAAAAAGCUAAUAUCCAAGUGAAGGUCCAAGAAGUUCUUCUGUAAUUUCUAGAACCAUUUGGUGCAAACCAAAGGUAAAGUUGGAUUUAGCAAAAGGUUCAGAUGAAAAAGUUUCUCUCUGCCAAAGUAUCAUAAAAAAUUCCAUGGGCCAAAUAUUAAGCUUUCGGAUAGCCAGGGUCUAUGAGGAAAGUAACCAGCCCAUUCCAAUACUUCUUCCUUUUCUCAGUGCCAGGUCUUGUCAAUUCAGCACCCCAAAAGGCAGAACUGGGGAAGAAGUAACAAUGGAUCUCUCAUUUUGACAUACUUACAGGACUAAAAAUGUGCAGAGACCUCAACUUCUUCCUCCCACUCUCAGUUGUAAUGGCAACUCUCUCCUUCCUGACAGCAGCAAAAACUAGUGUGAACCUUUUGUCUUUGCAAGCAAAGCUCCCUUUGGACAGGACAGGGGUAAUAAAUCUUAAGUCACUUUGACAUCAUCUAUCUAUAGCUAUAGCUAUAUCAUCUCUCUCUCUCUCUCUCUCUCUCUCUCUCCAUCUACCCAUCCAUCCAUCCACCCAUCCAUCCACCCAUCCAUCCAUUGGUUUAUUUUACUUUUUCCAUUUCAAAUUGUUUCAUACAUCCCCAUUCCAAUUACCUAACUCAGAAGUAAUCUCAACAAGCAAAUGGUUUUGUACCUUGCUACAUGCACAGAAUAACAUGAUGGGCUUUCAGUAAUGUGCCUUUUUUAUUUCUUAAUACAGAGGUACCUCUUCCAUGCUCAAUCACACGUUGCCAGAACAUACAAACCCAAUUACAAAACAUGGCUUAAUAUAUAAACUUGAUUUGACCCUCCUCCUAUUUUUAUACUCUCUUGAAUGUUUAAAUUUUCACUAAUACAACACAUACAAAACUUCAUGCUACCAUGUUUCUGUUACCUUCCCUUGAAGAGUAGCCAUCAUAAUUAUGUCUUAUUCUCUAUAUAUGACAUCUAGUUUGCACCAGAUGAAAUAACAGAAUAUCGAAAGGCCUCUUCUGUAGCUGUACUGAAAUAUCAGCAGAAGAGAAAAAUGUAGGAAGAGGAAGAAAGAGAAUAGGAUGAUAGAAAAAGGUGGGGGAUAGGAUUCUCUUUCUGAAGAUUUAUUAGCAUAACUUGACAUGUAGUUGAGAAACAUGUGGAUCAAUACAACUCCAGUUCUCCUGCUAGGCCUCUGUGUCCACCAUGUCUCUAUUUGCAUAUUGCUUUUUUUCUUAACUGACACUGUCAGGAAGCAACCUUGGCUUUUGCCCAAGCUCUCCAAAGCCCAUUCACUCACCCUCACAAACACACCCUCACACACACACACACAUCAUCGCCUCUCCCCUUGCCAGAUAUAAAGUCUCUUUACGGUACAUAUAUUUUUAUUCUCUAACACACACCCCCAUUCUCCCCUUUAAAUGGCAAGCAGGUUAUUAGUUUAGAAUUAGCACUAAUAUUAGUAUUAUGUUUAAACCUCUAUCUAGGCAUUGCCCUAUUGAGGGUUUGAUGUAAGCGAUUCUUUCUGUUUUCCCCUCCUUGGCACCCUGUCUGUCGUUUGGUCUGUCUAUCCUUCUUUCGAGCUCUCUCUCCUCUGUUGCCUUCUGCUGUAAAGCCAGAGGCCAUUGUUAACUGUGAACAGGGCGUACAGAGAGUAUAGGGCAGUCAGAAUCCUCAACAUCUUUGGAAGGCUGUCGAGAAUCUUGUGAUUUCUCCCUCUUCUCACCUUCCCCCUCCUCCCCAAACGGACAGAGGGGGGGGGAGAGAGAGAGAGAGAGGGAGAGAGAGAAAGAGAGAGAGGGAGAGAGAACCGGAGCAUCCCUCACCAGAGCUUCUAUAGAGAGAUUCCCCCCUCCCUUUGGCGUUAUGACCGGAUUUCUCUCUCUAGAUAUUCCUUGAACAUUUUUUUUAACCAAGAGGAAUGGGGGGAGCUCUCCUCGCUUAUUGAUUGCGUUGCUUGCUGGCUGCGAAAAUAUAUUAUGUCUGCUCGCCGCGCUGCUCUCGUCAGAGGCUAAGGUCAUCUUCCAAAAGACACCGGGGGAAGGGAAGGCCCCUUGUCACGUGACCUGGGGGGUGCCAAUGUCCUUCCAUGAGAGGGCCAACCGGAGCCUGGUAACAGCGAGCGAGCGCCUCGGGGAACCCCAGCCAUGCAGAAGACCAGCUACUACGACACCUCCCCGCUCUUUGGGGCUUAUUCCUACCCGGGGGCCAACGGCUUUGGUUAUGAGGGCCCUUCUCCGCAGCCUUUCCAGCCCGCGGCUCAUGUGGAGAGCGAUUACCAGCGGCCCGCCUGCACCCUCCAGUCUCUGGGCAACGCGACCCCACUGGCCAAGGCGAAGGACCUGAACGGGAGCUGCCUGCGCCCCAGCUUGCCUCAGGAGCACCACCCGCCCCCGCCCGUCUCACCACCCACCAACCCCAUCACCGCCACCAGCGGGAGCGGCAACACCACAUCCAACAGCACCGGCGGCAGCAAUAACCAUAGCCAAUCGGGGGCGGUCAAAAGUGUCCCAAGCAAAUCCAGCCUGGCCUCUAGUAAUGCCGCCCUCACCAAGCAGAUUUUCCCCUGGAUGAAAGAGUCGAGGCAAAACGCCAAGCAGAAAAACAGCUCCCCCUGCGCAGAAAGCUGCAGCGGCGAGAAAAGCCCUCCAGGCUCCUCAGCUUCCAAGAGGGCUCGCACAGCUUACACCAGUGCCCAGCUGGUUGAGCUGGAGAAGGAAUUCCAUUUCAACCGCUACCUUUGCAGGCCACGCAGAGUGGAGAUGGCUAACCUGUUAAACCUCAGUGAGCGACAGAUCAAGAUCUGGUUCCAGAAUCGGAGGAUGAAAUACAAAAAGGAUCAAAAGUCAAAAGGCCUUGGGUCAUCCUCUGGGGGACCUUCCCCCACAGGGAGCCCACCCCAAGCCCUACAGUCCUCGGCAGGCUUCCUGAAUGCCCUACACCCCAUGACUUCAAACUACGAAGCUCCAUCUCCUCCCUCUUUCAACAAACCACACCAGAAUGCCUAUGCCAUGCCCACUGCCUACCAAAACCCUAUCAAAGGAUGCCCCAGCCAACAGAAGUAUGCCAACACAGCACCCGAGUACGAUCCUCAUGUCUUACAGGGUAAUGGGAGUGGUAGCUAUGGCCCCCCCAAUAUGCAAGGCAGCCCAGUCUAUGUGGGUGGCAAUUAUGUGGAUUCUAUGCCCAACUCUGCUUCAUCACUUUAUGGGCUGAACCCCCUUCAACAUCACCAGCCCCCCAGCAUGGAAUACAAUGGAGGCCCUCAGAUGGCCUCCAACCAGCACCAUGGGCCUUGUGAGGCUCACCCAACCUAUACGGACCUUUCUUCUCACCAUGCUUCUACUCAGGGUAGAAUCCAAGAGGCACCCAAGUUGACCCAUCUGUGAUGAAAAGCAGGCCAGACUCCGUGGGGAGUUAAUAGAGAAGGGAGGUGGAUGUGGGAUUGGUGAGUCAGGGGACAGACUGGUUAUGCAAAAAGAAAUGGACAAACAAACAUUUGUGUUGAAACCCUUUAUAAAAGUCAAACCUAUUGUUUCAGGGGCACAGUUUAUGCAUGCUGUGUCUUGCCAUUCCUGCCAGAUUUGACCCUAGGGUGAUAAAGAGCUUAGGAGGCUUAUGGAUACGCCAUACCCUCUGGAAUAAAAGUAUUCCUAUAUAUUCCCCUCUCAAAGAAAAGUGAAAGCACCAGACAUCCUAGUGCUCUUCAUAUGAUUUAGGUAAAAGUCCUUAGAUUAAGAUGAACAAAUCCUAGGGACCAGCCAAUUGAGCUCUAAAAGACCUGUUGUAAAUCCAGGCUAGGAAUGGCCAGACUAAUGCAAUCUCAAAGUGCAAAAAAGCCUACAAGGCUAUGGGAAUCUAUUCCUUUUUCUUCAGUGUGAGAAGUUAUUUUAAGAACUGCAUCUUAAACACACACUACCUUUUAUGUUGUAGUCCAGUUUAGGCAGAGGGGGAGGGGUCAGAGUAAACUUGUGCUUUCUUGGACCAACAACUCUUGUUGGUUUUGUGAAUACACACGUGGGAACCAUGUUUUUAACUAGUCAUGAUUACAUCUUGAAUGGAGCAGCACAUUUUCAUGAGAUACAGACUUUCCACAGGCAGGGUACACCAUUUCUUCAAUUUAAAGAAAAGCUGAAGAACUGCCUCAAAACUAUAUAUACAUAGGAAAUUAACUUCAGUCCUUUUACAUUUUUGGACUUAAACUCCCAUCAGCCUCCAUAAGCUAAUAAAUAGAAAAGGGUUGUGGGAAAUGCAGUCUGGAUCAUCUAGACACUAACAGAUGUAUACCAUUCUUCUAUCACUCUCUUUUCAUAACUGCUAAAAUCUUAAUUACUUUUAAGUAAAGCUCUAUCACAUUGGAAUUGAAAUAAUUUCAAUGGGAAAAGAAGUUCACAAGUUGCAUUCCCAGUCAGGAAGGGAGUAAGGAUUCUUAAUGACAUUAGGAGUAAACUUCCCAAUCAUGUGUAUAUGUUCUAUACAGAUCACAAAACAGCAGUCUAUUUAUACAUAAUAGAUAGGCUGCUUAAAUAUAGAUUGAUUAUUGAUAGAUUCAUUAAGACUCCAAUUUGAUAGAAAGGGUUUGAACAUGUAUAAGACUGCCCCAUGAAAAAAGACUUGCUAAAAUCACUGACACGAUCCUUCCCCUCCCUAAAAAAACUUUACAUACCAUUUAUUUCAAUGCAGUUUGUGCAAGAGAAUUCCCUGCUGAAAGUUGUCUUGCUGUAGAACUUACUUCUAUUCAUUUCAAGUAUUUUCUUUUUUUAAAAGUAUGCAAAUAUUUUGUUUACAAUUAUAGAAGGGUGUAUGGGUGUUUGGAGACAAUCAACCAUGCAGGAACAUACACUUACACACAUACACAUACAGAGAGAUUCAGUCAAACUGAUUUUGAUAAAAGGGGAAAGGAAGAUGUUACUAGUGAAUUUCAUCCCUUUUUAAAAUUCUUUUUCAAGAAUCUGUUUUAGAUUUGUAUUUCACAUAUGCAUUUGUCUUGAGGUUUCGACACAAAUGUUUUGAAUGUAUAAAAAUGUCCUGAUUCUUCUGAAAUCAAUUGAAAUAGAUAAUUUCUGUUACAUUUUUUAAAAAAAGUUCAUACAACAUGCACAAAAAGAUCUGGGUGUCUUAAAUGCACCUCAAUAUUUCUUAUAUCUAUGCUCUUCUCCCUUAGCUAAAUACUAAUCUAUCACAAUUCUUAAAGGUUUAUUUUACAAAGAAGAAAGAGAAUUCUAAGGUAUUGAAUGGAAAACUGUCUUUUUCCAUUCUCAGUGUAUCUCCAUCCAUGUAAAGGUGUUUUGUCCAGUUUCACCAACCCAAUCCUUAAAAAUUAUUAUUCACUGUUAUAUUCCCCUCCCUCUUCUUUAAUUCUAUCAGAGGUUUUGUUUUUCAGAAUUGGGCAGUGGAGUGGUUUCUUUACCAAGUAAAUUUAACAGUAAAAUUGAGAUUGUUUCCACAAAUAAAAGCCUAACAUCUGGAAGGAGAAAAAUAGAGACCUCCCCUUUGUUCUUCCAUGAUUACCUACCCUUUAUGAUUUUGUUUUAAGGUUGGUUAAGGACUGGGGGACUCUCUCACUUAUAUAAUAUGUCUUUGCAUUUGUCUGCAUAAGUUCUGUUGAACGUGAAAACAGGGUAUAUUUGAUCAGAAACUGUUAUGUCCUCCAAAUGGAAGCAAAGUAAAAGAUCCUUUGGGGAGAGGAUUCCUUUACUGGUGCCUCUUCUUUGGCCUGACAUUCUUGCACUUAGAGUUUACAUUUUAAUGGCUAUAUAUACCAACAUUUGAAGGACACACAUUGGAAUACUAUUUUCAAUGGAGGUGUGCCAUGUUCCAGUAAACAUUCAUAUAUAUAAAUAUAUAAAUAUAUAUUAUAUUAUAUUAUAUUUAUUGGUUAUAGCCAGUUUUAAACUAUUUUUUCUUUUGUUGCAUUAUUUAUCCCCAACAUUUAUGUAUUUAUAAGGAAAAUGUACUUUUUUUUUUAGUAUUGACUUGUUAUAAAGGACAAUGGUCUUUGUCAUUGUACAACCAAAUUUUAUUUUCCAUUCUUCCUGCUCUCUCUGUUCUUUUUUAGUUAUUGUAAUUUAGGAAAAAGGCCAGUAGUUACCUUCGUACUUAAAAUAAUGUGUUUAGUUCUACUGGAGGCAUGAAAUCAGGCUGUAAUUGUAUAGUCCUCAAUUAGAAGAACUAGCUAAUCCCCACCCCACCUAAUUCUCCUCUUCCUUCACUACCACUUCCUUCUCUUUUUUGAAGCAUCUUCCUUUGUUCUUUACAGUAGAUAAGUUUAUUUCUUUGCUGAAAGGGUUGUCUGUUGAACAAUUCUUGAAUAAACUUUCUGUUCUUAAUUUAUUCUUGUCCCAUUUGUCAGAUUUGAAAACAGGAAGAAAAAUAAGGUAUCAAAUAGAAUGAAGAUGUUCAAUUAAAAAAAAUAGAUUUCUACAUUUUUCAGCCAUUAAUGAGGAAGGCAUUUAUCUGUCUUAUCCUACCUUCUUUGAUUCAGUUUAUUCUUUUGGUUAUGACAGUCACUUCUUUAUUUUAGAGCUUAUAAAAUGAGGAUUUUUCCCAGCUGAUUAUAAUUAUUUUAAAACUUAAUCAUUGGAGGUGUGUGAUUUUCCUCCCCCUCUCCCCACAAUGACCCCAGUCUCCCCCCAUCCACUUGAAAAAUUUUGUUCUAAGUAGUCUCACGCCAAUUAAAAUUACCCUUCAUCUUCUGCACAUACAAAGAAAGGUGGUCACGUGCUGUCCAGACUAAACAGCCAUUGGGCCUAAAAUGAAAACAAAGGAAAAUGAUUAAUCAUAACAAAAGGCACACAGGCUUUCUUGCUGAAAUUAAGAGUGAGUGGGGGAGAACUUAUUGUGAAAUUAAAUCACUAAGUAAAGCAAGAAAAGAGUUGAAAGCAGAUGCAGUUUGGAGCAUUGAAAGU